AUUGAUGUCUCAAGGUGAGACAUCAUCUACACAGGAGGUGAAAAAUGACUCUGUGGGUUGUACAUGGGCUGGGAACCCUGUCCCCGGCGAGGCUUCACCCAACAGACGACCAGGGGAGAGAAAGCUUCGGUGAUGGGGCUGUGAGUGACCCCCACUGGCUGGUGGGACAGAUGUCUGGGAAAAAAUGCUCGGGAAAUGGGCCCGUAGGAGGAGCCAUUGCAAAUAAAAGCAGCAAACUGUGACAUAACAGCAGAGUUUUGCUUUGGGUUUCUUGGAGGGAUCAGUGGCUCGCUGGGAGGGUCAUCUUGGCCCUCCUCCCCUGUGGGAUUCCCAUUCUCUGAACCUGGGAGAAGCAGGGAGAGAAGCAAGGAAUGAUCAAAACAAUUCUUAUCUCAUUUACUGCUCCUGUGUUGUUCCCAAGGGGAAUGCAUAGUGGAAGAUUGUUUACCUGGAGGGAAUUUGGAAUUGGAUUCUGGUGUGAGUGUUUGGAUUCAGUGACCAAUUGAAUCCAGGUCUGUGUGUGUCAGAACUGUGGGCUGACAGUGAUGAGAUUCUGUGCAGUGGAGUGCAGUUGAGUGCUUGGCACAUUCAGUUGAGAUGUAAUGUCAUAUGAUAUAGAAUGAUAUAGUAUAAUAAAGUAAUUAAUUAGCCUUCUGAUAAGAUGGAGUCAGAUGCAUCAUUCCUGCUGGUCCUCAGACAAAAAUAUCCCAGAUCCUACCCCCCUCGCCUUUUCCUCCCGGUGCUCCUUCUUCCCUGUCCGCACCCGUUCUUCCCUGCUUCUCUGCUUCCACCAGGCAGCUCAUUCCUGCUCGUCCUGGACGUUCCUCCAUUGCUUCACAGGGCCAUGGGGAUGUGGCUGUGGGGCUGGUGGGGGUGACCUGUGCCAGCACAGGGUCCCCAUGCCUGAGCAUGGGUUGGCUGCUGUGUCCCUGUCCUCGAGACCUCUGUGCCACACCAGUGCCCUCACAGAGACCUUUUGGGAACAGCCCCCACACCCCGUGUCCCCGAGCUGCUGUCCCCAUGGUGCCACCCCCACUGAGCCCUGUCCCUUCUCCCUUCCAGCCCAGACCCUCGGCCUCGCUGGUGCCCAGACCACCCAGCUCCUUGUGGAGCCCCCCUGGAGGCCGGCAGUGCUGUGGGACCGGGUGACACUGACCUGCCAGGGCUCCGGGGCUGCUGAUGCCACCACCUGGUACAAGGACGGGCAGCACUGGUGGCAGAAGGGACCCUACCGCUUCACUGUCACCGAGAGUGGCACCUACAAGUGUGACAGACCUGGCACUGGGAUCAGCCCCCCCAUGAGCAUCUUAAAUGAGCGUCUUGUGCUGCAGCUGGAGGCACGGGUGCUGAUGGAGGGGGACAUGGUGACACUGCGCUGCCGGGGCUGGCAGGAUGGCACAGUCACCGGAGUACGAUUUUACCACAAGGAGAAGGAUCUGGGGGGGCCCCUCAAUGGGACCGAGCUGUCCCUGUCCCCUCUGCAGCUGCACCACAGUGGCUGCUACCGCUGUGGGGGCUGGGUGAAGUCUGGGCCAUCCCCGUGGUGGGAGAAGUCAGCAGCGGUGACAGUGACAGUGACAGUACAUGUGCCCGUGGCGAAUGCCACCCUCACCCCCAGUCCCCCGGCACACCAGGUGCGUGCAGGUGACAACGUGACUCUGCACUGCUCGGUGCAGGUGGGCUCAGCCCCUGUCACCUUCACCUGGCUGCACAACGGGCAGGAGGUGGCCCAGGGUCCCCUCCUGGAGCUCAGGGACAUCGAUGUGGGACAUUUGGGCACCUACCAGUGCGUGGCCACCAACCAGCUGGGACAGGAUGGGCACCGCAUGUUCCGGGCACUCAGCCCAGAGCUGGUCCUGUUGGAAACCCCUGACUCACACUGGGUGACAGCAGUGGCUGUGAAUGUCGGCAGGACCCUCCUGUUCCUGCUCCUGCUCCUGGCUGUCAUCGGGGGCUGUCACUGGUGGCACCACCGGGCCUCCAGGAAGCCCCAGGACAGGGUCUCCCUGCGCCACAUCCGCCCAGGUGACCAACAUGGAGCUGCCAGGACCCCAAGGGUGACAGCAGGACCCCAGUGACAUCUACGAGAACCUGCUGUGACACUGGAAGCACAGGGGGUCCCUGACUGAGGGCACCCCUGCGUGUCCCACCCUCCCCAACUCCUGUGGGUGCCCACUGUGCUUGAGGGUUGGCCACGAGCGGGGCUCCCAUGUGGGGCUGCCCAGUGCUCCCAGUUCUAGUGCUCCCAGUGCUCCCAGUACCCCCAGGGGCUCCCCAUUCCAUCCCCCAGUUCCAGGGGCACAGGACCCUUGUCCCUCUUAUUGGACCCAAAAUGCAGCUCUUUGAUUAAACUGGGAGAAAUGCUUUUUGUUUGUUCAGCUCUGCCUGGUCAGCUUGGGAAGGAGAAGAGUCCUGGUCAGGUUGUUGAGCAGAUCGUUCUGUGACUUGCAGGAUUUUUCAAGCUCCCUCAGUCCCUUGAGGACAGGGACAAAAUGAUCAAUUGCUGUAUUUCCGAACGGGUUCCCUUGCAGCUGCUCCACAGAGGGGAAGGAGCUGCCACUCCCUGCUUGUCCCCUCUCGGAUAGCACCUGGCCACGGGCUCGGGGAUCUUCUGCGGUGCCACCCCAUCGCCACUCGUACUGACCCCACAGCUGCUGAGCCCCUCAGGCCGGGGUGGAGCCCAGCAGCAGUGGGAGCACCCCGAGAGCCAUGAGAAUGCUGGGAAGAAGCUUGGGGAGGCCGGGGGUCUCCCCAGAUGCCACCCUAAUGCCUGCCCCAGUUCCAGCCCUGCACGCUGCCCCUGGUGCCCAAAGCCCCACACCCGGUGCUCCUUGAGCGGCGUCUGAGCCCCAGAGCUGCUGCGGAGCCUCGGCUGGGAGGGAGGUGCUGGGAGGGCGGAGGGGAACGGGGACCCUGGAAAGGAGCCCCCGGCACUGCAGGAACAGAGUCCUGGCCUCAGGUCACUGUCCCAGGUCGCGGCUGCCAUCACACUGCGAGCCACACAGCACCCCGUGGUUUGCAUGCAUGAAGCCAGUUUAUUGAUUUGGAAAGCUCCGUUUAUAUACCUUUUCAGCUAUAGCUACAAUUAGCAGCAAUCACAAUGUUUACGUUUCUUAGUAACAUCUCUUAAUCAUGGCUUUGCACAGACUCGCACAGGCAUGUACAGUCUUGUGUGAUUUCUCUCAAACAAAGCAUACCAAGCACACCGUUAUCUUUUACUUCCUCCUUCAAAGUUCUGCUUUCUGUUGCCAAGGCUUGCAGCCUGCUCGGGUCUCCUGGGUUGACUAUAUGAUGCUUUUAUCCCCAAUUGUCUGUUCUGUUUAUGCUGAAUAACAAGUUGUGCAUCUUUAAGACUUGUUCCGAGAGUGAAGAGGGGAGAGAAGUGGUGCAGGGUUUUGUUUUCAGAAAGCUGCACCCACUCCUUGUGAUAAAUAGGUGUGAUUUGUGCUGACAAAAUUGAAACAGUAAUCAAUAUUGAUACAGUAAUUAAUAUUUGGUAAUAACAAAAUAGUUAAAAAGUGUAAUGCCAGGAAAGAGAAAGAGGAGGGGUCCAUUCCCCCCCCUUCUCCAGAUGUUCAGAACAGAAGGAAGCAAGAGAUAACUAUUACUAAAUCUAUCUAAAAGAGAGGAAAACUUGGUUGGAAAACAGGAAAAUGUUAAUUAUAUGAAAUUUAUUGCUUUAAUGUUAGAACAUAAUAUUGCCUUAUAUUAUGUUAGCUUUGGCUUAUACUAUACCGGCUUGGUGGGCAUGUGUAAUCCAAAAAGUGAAAUAAAGGACAUGAAGAAAGACUAUAGGCCUUCCUCAAGACAAGCCCCAAAGAGUGAUGUGACCACCUAAAAGGAUGGUGGAGCAUGCGUGAUGAAGGUGAUGAUGAGGGUGGAGAUACAAGUGUGACAAAUCGAAAAUGGGAGGAGAUGGUGAUGACAUACAGCAUAAAAAGAGGAAUUGUAACUUGAUAACCUUGUACAUGAGGUGGCAGGGGUCUAAAGCCCUUGCACUCCCUACUCUGUAUGGUAAAUUUUUGCUUAUGUGUUAUUAUCAGAACCAAAUUAUUCCUCAUUUUAACCAAAUUAUAUUGUCAAUAUUUUGAGUGUAUCCAAUUUUAUAUAGUCUAAGCUACUUAAUUAAAAUUGCUGCUGCAUUUAAUUUUGUUUGGGUUUUUUUUUGUGAUUGGAUAAUCAGGCAAACAUAACACUCCUCAAUAUUCCUGUUUGUUGACUGUGGAAGGACAGAUAGAGGGACAGAGCUCUCCUUUGUUUUAGUUAGUUUUAGCUAGCUAAAGAGGCAAAGAAGUUCCCGGGACUUUUUUUUUCCCUUUCUUUGGACCUGUUUAAACCUGCUCUGGACUGAACACCAGAAGAGCACUGUCAGC
Motacilla alba alba is the source of this 4373-nucleotide messenger RNA. RefSeq names its product Fc receptor-like protein 5. Lineage: Eukaryota; Metazoa; Chordata; Aves; Passeriformes; Motacillidae. Gene Ontology annotation, biological process: cell surface receptor signaling pathway. The transcript has 7 exons. The record is from RefSeq and is a predicted model, not a curated record. Gene Ontology annotation, molecular function: transmembrane signaling receptor activity. The coding region runs from base 672 to 2078 and encodes 468 amino acids.